GUCAUUUCUUGUCUGGCAACCCGGUGUUCAGGAACUGUGGUCCCGGUUCGGACAGCUCAGCUCUGUAACAUGAGGACGUAUCUCAUCUCUGACCUGAAGCAGCUUCGUGUUUGAAGUCCGGUCCGGACUAGACCGCCCUCCCUGAGGCUCGCCUCUUCUGAAAACCCUUAGGUCCAAACAAGUUCUACAGACCCGAACCUUUAAAGAGAACACCGACCCGUGACGUCACAGCGCUACAGGUCCCGUUUGCUCGCUCAGAGACGCACCUCAGUGAGCUCCUGGAAGGAGUGUGCAACAGCAUGAGUGACUACGCUCUUUACACAGACCCGGACACCCAGGACCAACAGUACAGGAGGUUUGCUCCAAGAAGCAGCGAGACCAUGGGGGACCUCCCAGACUUCAAACAGUUCAAGUUUGAUGGACCUGAGGCAUCCGAUUCCCUGAAGUUUGCA
Austrofundulus limnaeus is the source of this 452-nucleotide messenger RNA. It is a transcript of the gene cnpy1, whose product is annotated as canopy FGF signaling regulator 1. Lineage: Eukaryota; Metazoa; Chordata; Actinopteri; Cyprinodontiformes; Rivulidae. Gene Ontology annotation, cellular component: endoplasmic reticulum. The record is from RefSeq and is a predicted model, not a curated record.